GUACAGAAGCGACGUGUCGAUUCACCCUAGUUACACGGGUCUUAAAAAUUUCCCUUAGUGUUCGCCAUCGAUAGCGUCAGAAUCGACCGUGUCUUCAGUGUCGGGAUGCCCCCGAAGACAUUGAUUGUCCCCGAUUUGCUAACCAACAACGAGAGACGCCGUCUGAACAAGCUACUCCAGACAUGAUGACUAAAUUUCGCCGCCUCUGAAAACGAUUGUAUCGAUACGCGAGUGAAUAAAGGUGCAUUUUGGAAAUGGUUUAGAGCUCUGCUCCUGUUAUGUUCUUUAACGCUGAGUGGAGAAUACUAUGUUCCGUAACAAGUACCAGCAAGGACUACUGUCUGUCUUGUACAGCUGCGGAUCGUCCCCAUUGGAAAUAUGGGACAUGCACGUGAAGAAUGGUUAUAUUCGAAGGGUGACAGAUGAGGAGGUCAAGUCAUUGGCCCUGGAAAUAGCAGGAACCAACGUGACGACAACUUAUAUUUUUACCCCUCCGAACCCGAAGAAAGCGCUCGGAAUUAGGCUCCCCUUUUUGAUCAUGAUCAUCAAGAACAUGAAGAAGUAUUUCACGUUCGAAAUAACAAUUUUAGACGACAAAAAUAUGCAUAGGAGAUUCCGAAUGAGCAAUUUCCAAAGUACUACACGCGUUAAACCCUUCUGCACGUCGAUGCCGAUCGGUCUGUCAGGUGGUUGGAAUCAGAUUCAAUUUAAUCUGGCAGACUUCACGCGAAGAGCGUACGGCACAAAUUACAUUGAGACUACACGCAUUCAGAUCCACGCGAAUUGUCGAAUUCGACGUAUUUAUUUUGCGGACAGGCUUUAUUCGGAAGACAAUCUGCCGGAGGAAUUUAAGCUCUUCCUACCGGUUCACCGGAAGAAGUGUGUUAGAGAAGAAGAUGUGAAGGGUCGCAAGGAAACGAAAAAACCGGAAAAAGUUGAAGACAUUGAGCAGCCGCUAUUUGAGGCAACUGGAGAAGCAGAGGAUGAAGAAAAACAGAAAAAAGGGAUGUCAGAGGAAGAACCAAUUGAGGAUGAAGCUGCUCCUUCAGAUGAAGCAAAAAAAGUUCAAAUAAGAGAGGAUGAAGAAGAAGAUGAUGACGAAAUUAAACCCGCAGAAAUAACGGAUUAUGAAGUUGAAGAUGAAGGUCCUGCUGAAGAUGAAUUUGAAGAAUCUGCGGUCGCUGCGCAUGUAACGUCUCCUGGAGAGGUAACAGAAGGGGAAACUGAUGCGGAAGAAAUAACAGCCGAUGAAGGAGGAGAAGAAGAAGAAGAAGAAGAAGAAGAAGAAGAAGAAAAAGAAGAAGAAGAAGAAAAUGAAGUUGAACAAUGAAUACAUAAUACUCUCAUAGUGUAAAUAUUAAUCAAUAAAAUAUUUAUUUUUAUGCGACUUAAUGUUAUUUACGGGGAUGAUAUUUUGCCAAAGUUUACAAAGUUUAGUCAAAAGGUG
Molecule: messenger RNA, 1447 nt
Organism: Nomia melanderi (Alkali bee)
Lineage: Eukaryota; Metazoa; Arthropoda; Insecta; Hymenoptera; Halictidae
Source: RefSeq, a predicted model, not a curated record